AUGAUCUGCCACCGAGAACCGUAUCCGGCCCUCAAAGCAGUACAGCGCAGCGCAUCCGGAAAAUAUGUCCUCAUAACCAAUGCUUCGCACGGAAACGGCCGAGAAAUGGCGUUAUCAUGGGCAAGAGCAAACGCUGCCGGGAUCGCAAUCAGCAGCCUCAACGCAGAGGAUCUCGAAUUUGUCGCAGAAGAGAUUAGAGGCAUCGACUCCAACAUCCCCAUCGUCGCCAUGGCUUGCGAUACCACAAGUCCAUUCGACGUAAACAGCCUUUUCUCGACGACAAAAGAAAUCUUCGGUAGAUUGGAUGUAGCAGUCGCGAAUGUUGGUAUCACACAUCUCGAGAACUUGGGUGCAAUCGACGACAACGACUUAUGGUGGGCCGACGUAAUGACAAACUUUCGCACCACACACCUCACUGCUCACCAAUACCUUCGCACAUUUGGUCCAUCUCCGACUGGUACUUUUAUUUCGGUAACGUCCGGCGCGAAUUUCUGCGUUGGUCCAGGGGUUUCGUCGCAUGAGUUUUCGCAACAAAUCGACCGCCGACUUUUAGAGUUUCUGGCCUUUGAAUAUCCUAUGAUGAAAACAUUUUCGCUGGAUUCAGGGCCGACACAAGUGGAGCGGACAAGACUCACACACAGUGAUUUAGAGAUUUCUAAUCCAGAGUUGGUGGGGUUGUUUUCUGUUUGGUUGGGUGGCGGGCGAGCGGAUCUGUUGAGGGGCAAUAGUCUGCGUGCUGAAUGGGACAUAUGUGAACUUGAGCUCAACAUGCGACAGACAUUGGAGAGGGAUACUUUGAAGCAGAAAAUGUCGAGCGGUUGUUUGCGGCUGGCGACGAGGCAAGUAUAG
Molecule: messenger RNA, 849 nt
Organism: Bipolaris oryzae ATCC 44560
Lineage: Eukaryota; Fungi; Ascomycota; Dothideomycetes; Pleosporales; Pleosporaceae
Exons: 1
Coding region: 1-849 (282 amino acids)
Molecular function (GO): oxidoreductase activity, acting on the CH-OH group of donors, NAD or NADP as acceptor
Source: RefSeq, a predicted model, not a curated record